CCAUGUUCCGAAUUUCGAUCGAAAGUGAAUUGAAAUCACUUUUCAAUUUCACGUGAAAUGAAAUUGCAUGUUCUUGAAUUCGAUCGAUUUCGAAAACUUCGAAAUUGUUUCGAACUGUCAGAACUGAAGGACCAUCCAUUUUUAUUUUGUUUCUGAAGUAAAAUUUUUGGUGUUUUCAAGAUGGAUGCAAUAUUAUUGGCAAUUUUAAAUGAAAAAAGGAAGCAGAAUUCAAGAGAAAAAAUAAGAAGACGAAUUUUGCGAGACAAUUCAAAUAUAUUGGAUUUACCUGACACAAUCUUUCAUGGUAAUUUUAGAUUAAGCAAAGACGCUUUUUUAUAUGUUCUAAGGGAAAUAGAACCUUUUAUAAUAACUUCAUCGAUUCCUUCAAUUCAAAAACUUGCUGCAACCCUCCGAUUCCUAGCAGAAGGAAGCUAUCAAAGAUCAAUUGGCAAUGAUUUAGACAUAGCUUUGGCAAGGCCAACGGUUUGUAAAAUCAUUGAAGAAGUUUUAAAUGUUUUGCAAUCUAAAUUGUGCAACAAGUGGAUCAAACUACAGAUGACUGAAACAGAACAGCAAGAUUCAAAAAGAUUUUUCCUUGAGAACUACGGAAUCCCAGGAGUCAUAGGAUGUGUCGAUGGGACUCACGUGAAAAUUGUGAAACCUCACGGCGAAGAUUCAAAUUUGUAUUACAACAGGAAGGGCUACCAUAGCCUCAACGUUUUACUUAUUUGUGAUUAUAAAAUGAAGAUCAGAUCUGUUGAUGCAACACAUCCUGGGGCAAGCCAUGACUCUUUAAUAUGGUCUAUGAGUGAUGCAAGGCAUCAUUUUUGGGAACAAUAUCAAAGUGGACAACGGGGUUCUUGGUUGCUAGGAGAUGCUGGAUUCGCGCUUGAGUCUUUUGUACUUACUCCGUACAGAUUUAGUCAGAGCGGCACAAAUCAGUCAAAUUUCAAUAGGAGGCAUGCCUCAGCUAGAAAUGUUAUAGAAAGAACCAAUGGAAAUCUUAAAACACGUUUUAGAUGCUUAUUGAAUACAUUGUAUUAUUCGCCACAAAAGGCGGUGAAAAUUGUAAACGUCUGCUGCGCCCUUCAUAACAUUUGCAAAGAAUUCAAUUUGGAUAUGCAAUGUGAAUCUAGAAUUGAACAAAAUGAUUCUGAUACAGAGGAGGAUGCUAGCGAAAACUUUCCAGAAGAGGCAGCCCUUAUAAGAGAUUCAAUUGCACAAACUAUGUUUUCUUGAUUGCAACAUAAUAAUAAAAAAAAGAAAAUACA
Molecule: messenger RNA, 1271 nt
Organism: Eupeodes corollae
Lineage: Eukaryota; Metazoa; Arthropoda; Insecta; Diptera; Syrphidae
Product: putative nuclease HARBI1
Exons: 3
Coding region: 181-1239 (352 amino acids)
Source: RefSeq, a predicted model, not a curated record